Messenger RNA from Didymodactylos carnosus, 5796 nucleotides. NCBI's taxonomy places the organism in Eukaryota, Metazoa, Rotifera, Eurotatoria, Philodinida, Philodinidae. The record is from the annotation of a GenBank genome assembly.
AUGACGCUCCAAGGCAUGGUCUUGGAUCCAAACGAUCCUGAAUUACAAGAAUCAAUGAAAUAUUUAACAAUGACAAUGGAAGAACGUAAUAAACUUCAAUCACAACCAUUUGAUGGAAAAAAAGCAUGUUGGAUACCUGAUCCAAAGAAAUCAUUUAUUGACGCUGAAAUAACGGGUAUAAAAGGCGAAGAAGUAACAGUUAAAACAAGCAAAGGAGAAAAUGUUACAUUAAAAAAAGAUGAUGUUCAACAAAUGAAUCCACCAAAAUUUGACAUGUGUGAUGAUAUGGCAAAUUUAACAUAUUUAAAUGAUGCUUCAGUACUUCAUAAUUUACGCGAACGUUAUAAAAAUUGGUUAAUUUAUACCUAUUCAGGUUUAUUUUGUGUGGCUAUAAAUCCUUAUAAACGUUUACCAAUUUAUACAACGAAAGUUGUCUUAAUGUAUCGUGGAAAAAAACGUUCAGAAGUAGCACCACAUUUAUAUGCUAUUGCUGACCAUGCUUAUUCAAACAUGCUAAGAGAACGGGAAAAUCAAUCUAUGUUGAUUACUGGUGAAAGUGGUGCUGGAAAAACUGAAAAUACUAAAAAAGUCAUUCAAUAUUUCGCCUAUGUCGCUGCAGCUAGUGUUAAGAAAGAAGGAGAAAAGGGUAAAUUUAUUCGUAUACAUUUUGGUGCCCAAGGCAAAAUUGCAGGUGCUGAUAUUGAAGUUUAUUUAUUAGAAAAAGCUCGCGUCAUUUUUCAACAACCAGCUGAAAGAAAUUAUCAUAUUUUCUAUCAGUUAUGUUCAAAUGCAUUUCCAGAAUAUCAUAAGGAACUUUUAUUAAUGAACGAUCCAGGAAAAUAUCAUUAUGUUGCUCAAGGCAUGUUAACAAUUGAAAAUGUUGAUGAUGCCGAAGAAAUGAGAAUAACAGAUGAAGCAUUUGAUGUAUUGGGUUUUACAAAAGAAGAAAAACUAAAUAUGUACCGUUGUACGGCAGCUAUAAUGCAUUUUGGUAAUUCAAAGUGGAAACAACGACCUAGAGAAGAACAAGCAGAAGCAGAUGGUACCGAAGAUUGUGAAAAAGUUGCCUUUUUAUUGGGCGUUGAAGCAGUCGAUUUAAUCAAGGGUUUAUUAAAACCACGUAUCAAAGUUGGUACUGAAUAUGUAAACAAGGGUCAAAAUAAAGAUCAAGUUGUUAAUUCAAUUGGAGCAUUAUCAAAAUCAAUUUAUUAUCGUAUGUUUUGUUGGCUAGUUGAACGUGUCAACGUUACAUUAGAUGUUAAAGCAAAACGUCAAUAUUUUAUUGGUGUUUUGGAUAUUGCUGGUUUCGAAAUUUUUGAUUAUAACGGUUUUGAACAAUUAUGUAUUAAUUAUACAAAUGAACGUCUUCAACAGUUUUUUAAUCAUCAUAUGUUCGUCUUAGAACAAGAGGAGUAUAAAAAAGAAGGUAUUCAAUGGGAAUUUAUUGAUUUUGGAAUGGAUUUACAAGCGUGUAUUGAUUUAAUUGAAAAGCCAAUGGGCAUAUUAUCUAUUCUUGAAGAAGAAUGUAUUGUACCAAAAGCCACUGAUAAAACAUUCGUUGAAAAAUUAUACAAUAAUCAUCUUGGAAAACAUCCACAAUUUGGUAAACCAAAACCAUUAAAAGGCAAAGUUGAAGCACACUUUGACAUUCAUCAUUAUGCUGGCUCUGUGCCUUAUACAGCAACAAGUUGGCUAGAAAAAAAUAAAGAUCCAAUUAAUACAACUGUUGCUGCACUAUUUUCAAAAUCGAAAAAUCCAAUGCUAUGUCAUUUAUAUAUGGAUGUAGCAGCUGAAGAAGACGAUAAAGCCUCAGGUGGUAAAGGUGGUGUUGGUAAAGGUAAAAAAGGAGGCAGUAUGCAGACAAUAUCAGCUACUCAUAGAGAACAAUUGAAUAAACUUAUGGUUAAUUUAAGACAAACUCAUCCUCAUUUUGUUCGUUGUAUUAUUCCCAAUGAAGUUAAAACGGGUGGUAUACUCGAUUCACAUUUGGUUUUACAUCAACUUCAUUGUAAUGGUGUAUUAGAAGGUAUUCGUAUCUGUCGUAAAGGAUUUCCAAAUCGUAUGAUUUAUUCUGAAUUUAAACAACGUUAUACUAUAUUAGCACCAAAUGCUAUACCCAAGGGAUUUGUUGAUGCUAAAAAAGCAACUGAAUAUACUCUUAAAGAUAUUGUUUUAAGUGAAGAAUUAUAUCGUUGUGGUAUAACAAAAGUAUUUUUCAAAGCUGGUGUUCUUGGUCAAUUAGAAGAUAUGCGUGAUGCUGCAUUAUCAAAAAUUAUUACCAUAUUACAAGGUCAAAUACGUGGUUAUGUUAUGCGUAAAGAAUAUAAAAAAAUGCUUGAUCAACGUAUGGCAUUAUCAAUAUUACAACGAAAUAUAAGAAAAUAUAUUUCUAUUCGUAAUUGGCCAUGGUGGAAAUUGUAUACAAAAGUAAAACCAUUAUUAAGUGUAGCAAGACAAGAAGAAGAAAUGAAAAAAUUAGAAGAAGAAUUUAUAAAAUUAAAAGAAUCAUUAGAAAAAGAAGAAAAAUUACGAAAAGAAAUUGAAGAAAGUAAUGCAAAAUUAAAUAAAGAUAAAAAUGAUAUGUAUUUGACAUUGGAAGCGGAAAGAGCAAAUACAAAUAGUGCUGAAGAACGUUUACAAAAAUUAGUUUCACAAAAAGCUGAUUUAGAACAACAGAUAAAAGAUAUGGAAGAACAUAUUAGAGAAGAAGAAGAAGCAUCAACCGAAUUACAAAAUAAACGUAAAAAACUUGAACAUGAUAUUGAUGCAUUGAAAAAAGAUAUUGACGAUAUGAGAUUAAAUUUACAAAAAGCCGAAAAUGAAUGUAAAACACGUGAUAAUCAAAUACAUACUUUACAAGAUGAAAUGGCUCAACAAGAUGAAACAAUUGCUAAAUUGACACGAGAGAAGAAACGUUUAGAAGAACAAAAUACAAAAACUACCGAAGAAUUACAAACUGAAGAAGAUAAAGUAAAUCAUUUGAAUAAAUUAAAAGCAAAAUUGGAACAAUCAUUGGAUGAAUUAGAAGAUAAUUUAGAACGUGAAAAGAAAAAUCGUACUGAUUUAGAAAAAUUAAAACGAAAAUUGGAAACAGAUAUCCGAACAUUACAAGCCAAUAUAGAAGAUCUUGAACAUGUUCGACGUGAAUUAGAAGAAGGUUUAAAACGUAAAGAUCAAGAAAUUCAACAAAUGAGUGGUCGUUUAGAAGAUGAACAAGGACAUGCAUCGACUUUAGGUAAAAAAAUUAAAGAACUUCAAGCAAGAAUUGAAGAAUUAGAAGAAGAAAUAGAAACAGAACGUCAAUCAAGAGGAAAAACUGAAAAACAACGAGCUGAUUUAGCACGUGAAAUUGAUGAAAUGAAUGAUCGUUUGGAGGAGGCUGGCGGUGCAACAUCGACACAGGUUGAAAUGAAUAAAAAACGUGAAAGUGAAUUAGCCAGAUUAAGAAGAGAUUUAGAGGAAGCUAAUCUUCAACAUGAAGCAACAGCUGCUCAAUUGAGAAAGAAAAAUCAAGAUGCAGUUAAUGAAAUGGGAGAACAAAUUGAUCAAUUGCAAAAAUUAAAAAAUAAAUUAGAAAAAGAGAAACAACAAGUCAAAAGUGAAUUAGAUGAUUUACAUAUACAAAUUGACCAUGUUACCAAAGGUAAAUUAACUGCUGAAAAAUUAUCAAAACAAUUAGAACAACAACUAGGUGAAAUGCAAACAAAAUUAGAUGAUCAUACUAAACAAAUAAAUGAUUUUAAUUAUCAAAAAUCAAAAUUAUUGUCAGAAAAUUCAGAUUUAUUAAAACAAUUAGAAGAUGUUGAACAUCAAGUUGGCUCAUUGACAAAAUCUAAAACGAGUUUAGAAUCACAAGUCGAUGAAGCAAAACGUGCUUUAGAAGAAGAGAUACGUAGUAAAAAUGUUAUAGCCUCUCAAUUACGUAAUUUAACAGCUGAUUUAGAUCAAGCUAAAGAACAAUUAGAUGAAGAACAAGAAAGUAAAUCAGAAUUACAACGUCAAGUUACAAAAUUAAGUGGUGAAACUCAUCAAUGGCGUGCAAGAUUUGAAUGUGAGGGUGUAGCACGUGCAGAAGAAUUAGAAGAAGCUAAACGUAAAUUAGCAGCAAAAUUAUCGGAAGCUGAGGAACAAGUUGAAGCUGCGUUAAACAAAUGUAAUUCAUUGGAAAAAGUAAAAGCCCGUUUACAAGGCGAAGUCGAAGAUUUAAUGGUCGAUGUUGAACGUGCUAAUGCCAAUGCAUCAGCUAUGGAUAAAAAACAAAAACAAUUUGAUAAAUUAAUCAAUGAAUGGAAACAAAAAUGUGAAGAUAUUACAAUGGAAUUAGAAGUAUCGCAAAAAGAAGCACGUCAAUAUUCUACAGAAUUAUUUAAAUUUAAAACACAAUAUGAAGAAUCACAUGAACAAAUUGAAGCAUUAAGAAAGGAAAAUAAAACGUUAUCAGAUGAAAUUAAAGAUCUUAUCGAUCAAUUGAGUGAAGGUGGUAAGUCUGUACAUGAAUUAGAUAAAGCAAGAAAACGUUUAGAAAUAGAAAAAGAAGAAUUACAAGCAGCUCUAGAAGAAGCUGAAUCAACAUUGGAACAAGAAGAAGCCAAAGUUCUACGUACACAAAUGGAAUUAUCAACAGUUAGACAAGAAAUAGAUCGUCGAAUACAAGAGAAAGAAGAAGAAUUUGAAAAUACAAGACGUAAUCAUCAACGAGCAUUAGAUUCAAUGCAAGCAAGUCUCGAAGCUGAAUCACGUUCAAAACAUGAAGCUCUUAAACAAAAGAAAAAAUUAGAAUCUGGUAUUAAUGAAUUAGAAAUUGCUCUUGAUCAUUCAAAUCGUACAAAUGCUGAUUUACAAAAAUCGAUUAAAAGAAUGCAACAAUCUGUAUCAGAUCUACAAGUACAAGUUGAAGAAGAACAACGACAACGUGAUGAAGCUAGAGAAACAGCGGCCACUGCUGAACGUCGGGCUAAUUUAAUUGUCGGUGAAUUAGAAGAAUUACGAACAACAUUGGAACAAGCUGAACGUGCACGAAAAGUAGCUGAAAAUGAAUUACAUGAAGCAGUUGAUCGUGUUUCUGAAUUAAGUACUCAUAAUGCUACUUUAUCAUCACAACGUCGACAAUUAGAAGCGACAGUGGUUGCUAUGCAAGCUGAUCUGGAUGAAGCUAUAGCCGAAUUAAAAAAUAGUGAAGAACGAUCGAAGAAAGCUGGUGCUGAUGCUGCUCGAUUAGCUGAAGAAUUACGACAAGAACAAGAACAUGCUCUACAUAUCGAACGUUUAAGAAAAAGUCUAGAACAACAAGUUAAAGAUCUUCAAACACGUUUAGAUGAAGCCGAAGGCAAUGCACUUAAAGGAGGAAAACGUAUCAUUGCUAAACUUGAACAACGAAUUCAUGAACUUGAAGGUGAAAAUGAAAUGGAACAACAUCGUCAUGCCGAAACACUCAAAGAAUUACGUAAAAAUGAUCGACGUUUGAAAGAAUUAGCAUUUCAAGCUGAAGAAGAUCGUAAAGAUCAAUUACGUUUACAAGAUUUAGUAGAAAAAUUACAAAAUAAAACAAAAAUUUAUAAACGACAAGUUGAAGAAGCAGAAGAGAUAGCUUCUUUAAAUUUAGCCAAAUAUCGUAAAGUACAAUCAGAAUUAGAGGAUUCUGCUGAACGAGCAGAUAUUGCUGAAAAUCAAUUAGCAAAAUUACGUGCAAAAAAUCGAUCUACAAUAUCGGCAAGUAGAUCAUCGCCAAUGCGUGAAUUUCGUGAAAGUACACGACAAGCAAGCUUAGUUCGUGCAUCCUCCGUACGACCACGUUAA